AUGGUCGAGGGACAGAGCAAAGAUUUGAUUGCGGAGAAAAAGGCCGAGUCGGGUGAGAAGUCGGAGCUCCAUUUGACCGUCGAAAAGUACAUCGGCGAGCGAUUCGAGGUGUACAUGACCGACGGACGGAUUGUGCGCGGAACACUGCUCGCGACCGACAAGGACGCGAACAUGAUCUUCAAUAAGGUAUCCAAUAGUCAAAAACCAUAUUUUUCGAAAAUUUUUUAAAAAGGUCUUGAAAAAUCUGGUCAUUUUCAGGCGGACGAGCGUUGGUCGCAGAAUUCGGAGAAGCAGCCGCGUUACCUCGGACAGGCGAUGAUUUCGAAGAAGUACGUGUCGGCGAUGUACGAGUUGCCGUCGCCGAAGGAAACCGAAAUCUGA
This is a messenger RNA of Caenorhabditis sp. 36 PRJEB53466, 381 nucleotides long. Lineage: Eukaryota; Metazoa; Nematoda; Chromadorea; Rhabditida; Rhabditidae. The record is from the annotation of a GenBank genome assembly.